Emiliania huxleyi CCMP1516 is the source of this 2289-nucleotide messenger RNA. Its product is annotated as oligopeptidase A. Gene Ontology annotation, molecular function: metalloendopeptidase activity. Lineage: Eukaryota; Haptophyta; Isochrysidales; Noelaerhabdaceae. The transcript has 2 exons. The record is from RefSeq and is a predicted model, not a curated record. Gene Ontology annotation, biological process: peptide metabolic process; proteolysis. Bases 4 to 2124 code for a protein of 706 amino acids.
GCGAUGCUCUGCCUCACGUGCCUGGGCACCGUGGGUGUCACUGUGUCCGCGCUCGCCCGCUCGUCGGCCGCCCUGCUUCGCGGCGGCAGGCGCAGCCUCGGCGUGAAGGCGCUGGUCAACGAGAAUCCGCUGCUUUUGCAGGAGAGCCUUCCGCUCUUCAGCGCCAUCGAGGCGGUGCACGUGAAGGACGCGGUGUCGGGCGCGCUCUCGUCGAUGGAGAGCGAGUUCGAGUCGCUCGAAUCGCGUUUGCAGCAGAGCGGCGAUGUCUCGUACUCAGCGGUUAUUGAGGAGCUGGAGAAGCUCGAGGCGCCGGUCGAGUACUCGUGGGGUGUGGUGAACCACCUGAUGGGCGUGAAGAACAGCGACGAGCUGCGCGCGGCGCACGGCGAGGUGCAGGGCGAGGUCGUCAAGACGACCACCAAGCUGUCUCAGUCAGAGGCGGUCUUCAAGGCGCUCGAGGCGCUCGAGAAUGACGGCUCGCUCGAGCCGGCGCAGCAGCGGAUCGUGCAGAGCUCGCUGUCGUCGAUGCGCCUCUCGGGCGUCGGCCUGCAGGGCGAGGAGAAGGAGCGCUUCAACGCCAACCGCAUCCGGCUCUCCGAGCUCUCCACCGCCUUCUCCAACAACCUGCUCGACGCGACCAAGGCCUUCUCCCUCACCCUCACCGAGCCGGCGCAGGUGGACGGGCUGCCGCCGUCGGCGCUCGCGCUCGCCGCGUCGCGCGCGGCGGAGGAGGGGGAGGAGGGCGCGACGGCGGAGAGCGGGCCGUGGCGGCUCGGGCUCGACAUGCCGUCCUACUUGCCUGCGAUGAAGUUCCUGCGCGACCGAUCGGUGCGCGAGGCGCUGUACCGCGCCUUUGUGACCCGCGCGGGCGAGGUGAACGCGCCGCUCAUCCGGCAGAUUCUGCAGAUCAAGCAGGAGCAGGCGUCCAUCCUCGGCUUCGGCAGCUACGCCGAGGUGAGCAUCGAGCGCAAGAUGGCGCCGUCGGUCGAGGCCGUCUACGACCUCACAGAGAUGCUUCUCGCCAAGGCCUAUCCCGCCGCGCAAAAGGAGCUGCAGCAGCUGACCGAGUUUGCAACCGCAAACGGCUUCGACGGCGCGGCGCUCGCGCUGUGGGACGAGGAGCUGCGGCCGUACUUUGCGCUGGACAACGUCCUCGACGGCCUGUUCGGGCUCUGCAGGCGGCUGUACGGCGUCGAGAUUGUCCGCUCCGACGGCGAGGCGGAGGUGUGGCACGCGGAUGUCGGCUUCUUCAAGGUGCUCGACGAGGCGAGCGGUGAGCACCUCGCCUCCUUCUUCCUCGACCCGUACGCGCGGCCAGAGAACAAGCGCGGCGGCGCGUGGAUGGGCGUCUGUGUCGGCAGGUCAAAGGUGCUCGACCGCAAGCCGGUGGCGUACCUGACGUGCAACGGCUCGCCGCCGGUGGACGGCAAGCCGUCGCUCAUGACCUUCGACGAAGUCACGACGCUCUUCCACGAGACGGGUCACGGGCUGCAGCACAUGCUGACCAAGGUGGCGCACGCGCCGGCGGCCGGCAUCUCCGGCGUCGAGUGGGACGCCGUCGAGCUGCCGUCGCAGUUCAUGGAGAACUGGUGCUAUGAUCCGGCGACCGUGUACGAUGCGGGCAUGGCGAAGCACUAUGAAACGGGCGAGCCUCUGCCGCGGGAUCUCUUCGGCAAGCUCUGUGAGCAGAGGACGUUCCAGGCGGGCAUGGGCAUGAUCCGCCAGCUCAUGUUUGGAGCGCUCGACAUGCGCCUCCACCACACGUACGACCCGCGCGGCGAGCAGACGCCGUUCGAGCUCCAGCACGAGCUCGCCGAGCGCUACGCGGUCCUGCCGCCGCUGCCCGACGACCGCUUCCUCUGCUCGUUUGGCCACAUCUUCGCGGGCGGGUACAGCGCGGGCUACUACUCGUACAAGUGGGCCGAGGUGCUCUCCGCCGACGCUUUCGCCGCCUUCGAGGAGGCCGGCCUCGACGACGAGCAAGCGGUGCGCGAAGUCGGCCGCCGCUUCCGCGACACGGUGCUCGCGCUCGGCGGAGGCACCGCCCCAUCGGACGUCUUCCGCGCCUUCCGCGGCCGCGACCCGAGCCCCGAGCCGCUGUUGCGCCACUCUGGCCUCGCGUGAGUAAGACGUUGGCGAGGAGCAGAUCGUGCUGGAGCGAGCGCGGCCGUUGUGUCUCGCCGCGCUCGCUGGUCGUUGGCGCGUCCCCUCUCGUUUUUCGCGGUCAGUCAGGGUUCGAGUAUAUUUGUUGUGAUUUUGGUUAUUGAUUGACUUCCAUAUCCUGUACAA